AUGUCCGCACGACGGACAUACGGCAAGCGUCCGAGGGUCCUUCUAACGAAUGACGACGGACCGCCGUCUUCUUCGUCACCCAAUAUCUUCGCCUUUUCGAAGCUGCUGCAGGAGAAGCUCGGGUGGGAUGUUCGCGUUGUCGUCCCUGAUUGUCAGAAGUCAUGGGUCGGCAAGGCAUACGCUAUAUCCGACAUCAUCAACGCCAGCUACUUCUACCCAAGAGGACCUGAUGGAUUAGAAGGCGAUAUCUGCGAAGCGCCCAGACCUCUAAAAGAAGGCGAAGAAGCAGAAUGGAUCCUGCUUUCAGGCACACCCGCUACCUGCUCAAAUAUAGCUCUUCACAACCUUUAUCCAGGCGAAAUAGACAUGGUCAUAUCCGGUCCCAAUCACGGCCGCAACUCCUCUACCGCCUUCUCCCUCUCCUCCGGGACGAUCGGCGCCGCCCUCGCUGGGUCCAUGUCCGUUCCCCUCCCUGGGCACCCGUCCGACCCCUCAACCUCUCACCACGAGCACCACAUUCCCAAUAUCGCCAUCUCGUACGGUGUCGUGGCCCGCCCAUGCCCCCCACCAGCCACAAAGCUAGCGCACGAGGUCGCCGUUGAUAUCUGCGACCAUCUAUGGAGUAACUGGGGUACCGAGGUUGUAGGGAGCAGUAAGCGCCCUACCCAGCUGUAUACGGUCAAUAUCCCGUUGGUAGAGGAUUGGUUAUUGCGGGAAAAGAGAAAGACGGUGUAUGCGCAGAUGUGGAGAAGUAGCUAUGGGAGCUUGUUCAAGGCUACUACCGCAAUCAAGGGCGACUAUGUUCCCAGCAGCGAUAUGGGCCAAAACAAGCCUCAACUCGUAUCCGCAGCUCCCUCAACACAUACCACAUCCAAACCCGCCGGACCUGGCGCCAUCCCCACUCCCUCUUCUACGCCCGCUCCACCGCCACCUGCCACAGCUGCACCCGCCGCUGGUGGUCUAAAAUUCAAAUUCGCGCCCUCCAUGUCGCACCUCCUCAACCCGCCCAUCGAGUCCUUACCGACCGGAAGCGACGCGUGGGCGUUUGCGAAGGGGUACAGUAGCGUCGUGCCUCUCCGGGCAGAGUUUGCGGGGAUGCAAGAAGGCCCGGGAUGGUUUGAGGAUGCAGAGGGGCAGAAGAUUGAGGCGGGUCAGGCGCUCCCGAUAUAG
Molecule: messenger RNA, 1170 nt
Organism: Dioszegia hungarica
Lineage: Eukaryota; Fungi; Basidiomycota; Tremellomycetes; Tremellales; Bulleribasidiaceae
Product: survival protein sure-like phosphatase/nucleotidase
Exons: 7
Coding region: 1-1170 (389 amino acids)
Cellular component (GO): P-body
Molecular function (GO): hydrolase activity
Source: RefSeq, a predicted model, not a curated record